Messenger RNA from Lactuca virosa, 2079 nucleotides. Lineage: Eukaryota; Viridiplantae; Streptophyta; Magnoliopsida; Asterales; Asteraceae. The record is from the annotation of a GenBank genome assembly.
AUAAAAUUGUUACUUCUUCUUCUUUCUUUCUCUCUCACAAUCAAAAUGGAAUUCUUCGAAAAAGCAGUGGCUGUUAGACUGAAAAGCCAUCUCGACAAAUAUCUCGUCGCCGGCGACGACCUCGAAACCGUCCGUCAAAGCCGCAGCUCCGCCUCAACACGCGCUGCACGGUGGCUGGUGGAGCAUGUCGAAUCAAACGAUCACGUCAUCCGUCUUAAAAGCUGUUACGGUCGUUACUUAACGGCGACCAAUACGCCUUUCUUCUUCGGCACGACGGGAAACAAAGUCGUCCAAUCGUUGACGAACAACACCAGAGAUCUAGCGAUUGAGUGGCAGCCGGUGAGGGACGGGUUUCAGUUCAAGCUGAAGUCGUUUGCCGGAACGUAUUUGAGGGCAAACGGAGCGGUGCCGCCGUGGAGGAACACCGUAUCGCAUGACGGAAGUUUUACGAGUUCAGCGAAUAAUUGGAUAUUAUGGGAUGUGGAGGCUGUAGAUGUAACGGAGGAUGAAGAAGAGGAUAAUAAUAAUCAUCUAUCGAUUGUUCCUUAUGUUUCAUCGGUCGCCGAUGAACUUUCCGGCCUGGAGCUCGGAUCGCCGAUACCGAUCCAAUCUCCCAGAUUCUAUCGUCGGAACCAUCAUCAUCAUGCCCUAUCAUUGAUGAGAAAACUUCCACAUUUCCGAUUGAACUUCUCCAUUAAGUUGAUCAAACCGAGGCAGUUGAUGCAACAACAACAACAACAACAAGAACAGGAAUAUUCCGGACCAUCGAUAAUGGAUCUCCUCCGCAACGCCAAAGCAGUCCGGCUGAGAAGCCACCACGGCAAGUUCCUCCACGCCGACGACGACCAGGAAUCCGUUUCCCAAAACCGCAGCGCCACCGCCCACAACAACAUCUGGACCAUCGAGUUCGUCAGCAAUACUCCCGACAACGUCACCAUCAUUCGCCUGAAAUCAUGCCACGACAAAUACUUAACAGCUUCCAACCACCAUUUCCUACUCGGAAUGACCGGGAAAAAAGUCCUCCAGACGGUCCCCAACCGCCUUGACUCGUCGGUGGAGUGGGAGCCCAUGGGGCAUGGGAAACAAGUGAAGCUCAAAACCAGAUACGGACAUUACUUACGUGCUAACGGCGGACUUCCGCCGUGGAGGAAUUCAGUCACGCAUGACAUCCCUCACCGGAGCGCCACCCAGGGUUGGAUCAAUUGGCAAAUCGACAUCGUCGACAUCCCACUCCAGUUGCCGGCGCCAACAUCGUCGACGACGCAAGUCGUUCCUCAUUCCGAUUCCAUUCCUUCCUCUGAACCCAACUCGCCGUCAACAAUCUGGUCAAAAUCCACAUCAUUCUGGAAUCAGGAGACGAUUGAUUGGCCAUUAAAGAGAGAAGAAGGGCGAGCGAUAUACUACCAUGUGAUCUCCGAGGAUUUGGGGGAAACCGAGGAAAACGAAAACACACAAGGGUUUUGCAUCAGUUUCAAAGGGAAAGAAGUGAACGAGUUGACUCGGACAUUGGAGCAAGAGACACGACUACACAACAUAACAGUGUGUUCUCAAAGUCCAUUAGAUGGUAAGCUUUACCCACUUCAAUUGCAGCUUCCUCCUAACAACGCCACCAUGAAAGUUGUCGUCGUUCAAAAUCCAUUCCAAGGUGAGAAAGAGAAACGACUUCGCUUAAGGCGUUGAAUUUGCUCCUCAAGUUUCCGACUGAAUACAACAAUAAACCAAUCAAGUUUGUUGUGAGUAUCUAACAGGUUAUUUACAAUGAAUUUGAUUGGAAUUGGUUGACAUGUCUGUGAGUGUGUGAGGGAGAUGAUGAUGAUGAUAGUAGCAUGUUGUAUAGAGUUCUCAAAAAAGAGGGUUUUUCAGGGUUAAUAUAAUAUAUAUAACAAGAAUAAUCUUAUGAAGGGUGUAGGUUGAAACUGAAGUUUCUGAGUUUGAAUUCCACAUUUUGAUCUGGUUCUCAGGUGUCUGAAAGAAAUAAGUGGGCUUUAACUUUUAAGUUGUACAAGUGGCCACCUAUUUGUAACCGUAGAUGGCUUGUUGUAAGUGAACAUUUGAAGUUAUGCUAUGAGAUGUGUUUUU